Octopus bimaculoides (California two-spot octopus) is the source of this 1200-nucleotide messenger RNA. RefSeq lists its product as uncharacterized. The record is from RefSeq and is a predicted model, not a curated record. Gene Ontology annotation, molecular function: nucleoside diphosphate kinase activity; ATP binding; dTMP kinase activity. Lineage: Eukaryota; Metazoa; Mollusca; Cephalopoda; Octopoda; Octopodidae. Gene Ontology annotation, cellular component: nucleus; cytoplasm; cytosol. Gene Ontology annotation, biological process: dTTP biosynthetic process; dUDP biosynthetic process; dTDP biosynthetic process.
UUCUGCGGUUAAUGUUUACAUCUUUAACCAUUUUUACGUCCAAAAUUAUACACCCACAUACGUAUAUCUGUGUAUGAAUUUAUAUACCUGUGUAUGUAUAUAUAUAUUUAUGAUUAGGCGCGUAUAUAUCUACUGCUGGUGUUGAUUUGCUUAAAAACAUAUGUAUUGACGUGUUUAUAAUGUUGAUUAUUUGAUGCACACGCUUAAUUUCUUUCACCGUGGGACUUAUAUUAUACACGCUUCAAGACAUUUAUUCAAGUAAAUUACUCCUCCGCUGUUGUUCACCGAAAAUAUAAUUCCACCAACAUGUCUCGUGCGAUCCACCGUGGUCAGUUUAUUGUCUUUGAAGGUAUCGAUAAAUGUGGAAAAAGUACUCAAAGUCAAAAACUAAAAAAUGCUUUUGAGAAAAUUGGGAAGAAAGUUAUCUUACAGAAAUUUCCCAACCGUGAAACGCUUACCGGAUCUAUGAUUGAUAAAUAUUUAAAGAAAGAAGUAAAUUAUCCUGAUCAAUUCAUUCACCUGUUAUUUUCUGCUAACCGAUGGGAAUGUAUGGCAGAACUGGAAAGAGCUCUCCAUUGUGGCACAUCUGUUAUAUUGGACCGUUAUGCUUUUUCUGGGGUUGCCUACACUGCUGCCAAAGGUUCUCUUUCUGUUAAAUGGUGCAAAGCACCUGACAGUGGUUUGUUAAAACCAGACUGUGUGUUCUUUUUGAAUCUCCAUCCUGAAAUUGCAAAUUGUCGAAGUGGUGCAGGUGAUGAACGCUAUGAGCAAGUUGAAUUUCAAAAGAAAGUUUUGGAACAGUUUAUGAAGCUAAAGGAUGAAACUUGGAAAAUUAUUGACGCUAACGAAUCAGAAGACAAAAUCUUCAGUAAUAUUUAUCAGUAUGCAUUAUCUCUUAAUAAUCAAGAAUUGACAAAGCUUUGGCUAACAGACUUUUAACAGGGAUGGAAAAUAAGUAAUCAUUAGUUCUGCAUUUAAUGUUUGUAACCAAAAUUUAAUAAAUUGUAGUAAAUCAGUGGUUAAAUCUACAAAAUUUCCUUAUUUUCAUUUAAAGUUUAUGUAACAAUCAUCAUGCACAUUUAAAUUUAUGAAGUGGUUUCUACAUAAAUGACCAUCUCUAUUUGAUUCAUAUGAAUUUAUAUAUUUUUUUGUCUGUUCAUAAGAUGUCAGCAGACAAAAUAAAAAAAGAACAAACAAUAA